Messenger RNA from Saccostrea cuccullata (small rock oyster), 1551 nucleotides. RefSeq lists its product as uncharacterized. The transcript is spliced from 2 exons. NCBI's taxonomy places the organism in Eukaryota, Metazoa, Mollusca, Bivalvia, Ostreida, Ostreidae. The record is from RefSeq and is a predicted model, not a curated record. Bases 152 to 1435 code for a protein of 427 amino acids.
CGGAAGUUAAACAAAGCCAUUGUAACAUCUGAGAAAUAAGCCGACAAGGCUCAAGUAUAAAUACAAGUUGGUGAAAAUAUGAACAUGGACAGGUUUGGUACUUGGAGGUACAUAAAAGUUUAUUGUACUACUGACCCCCUGACCUAAAACCAUGUUGAUUGUCCGCUUGUCUCUGCCUUUGUUCCUCUUCUUUCUGAUCUCUGAUCUUCAAGCCGACGUAGGAGAUGACGUCAAAGAGGCAUCAGAUGCUGUAAAAACAGGAAUCGAAGCUACUGAAGCUAUUACAGGUAUUGUAUCUGGCGUAAAGGUGCUUGCAAAGUUCACUACGAUCAUGAGCAAAGUCGCUCCUUUCCUGGCGGCAGUUGGACCACUCAUGGACAUAAUAACCUUGUUUCUUCCACAACAAGAAGAUCCAACUCUCACUUUCUUAAAAGAACAAUUUUCAAAGGUCGAUUCCAAUUUCAGAAAUGUUGAAAGACUUUUCGGAGAAGUUACAAAUCUUAUCAAAUCAAAAGCUCUCAAGGCACAGUUUUCCGAAAUAGAACAAAACGUCAACGCUUUAUCGUAUCGGCUUCACAUGCUAAUGAAAGCCCCUAAAGAUGCAGUAAAAGGCCAGAAAUCUCGAUUUAUCAAUGCCUUCAAAACCAGUUAUCUUAGUGCAGCUAAAAAGAUUUAUAAUGGCAUUAUGACUACGCAGUCGUUUACAGACAAUAUUCCAAAAGCAGCAAUGGAAUAUACAAAUUAUGAUCGCAAGAAGAUGCAGAAGGUAAUGUCUGGAUGCGUCGGACUUCUGAUGAUAGCUGUGAAGGUCAACUUAGCUUAUCUGAGGCUGACGAACAAAAAAGCAAGCUAUAAAAUGGAGCUAAAAGAAUGGGAGACCAACAUCAAGAAAGUUCUACAGAAAGUAAAAGAUGUGGAUGAAGAAGUCACUAGUAAAUGGGAAACUCAGAAAUUCCAAGACAUGAAGGACCUUUCUGCACAGUUCAAAGAAGAUGAUAACGCACAGUUUGCUAACCGGUUGUACAAGUUUUACUCUGAGAAAUAUUACUGGAGGGAUUGGGUAGUCAUCGUCUACGACAAAAUGGCCGAAUCAUGGACUGGGAAAAACGGACAUGCUUUUAAACUUUGUAAAGGGGACAAAUAUUUGGAGAAAGACAACAGAAAUAUUAUAACAUCAAGUGUACCGAAGGAAAAAGGCAAAAUUAACAAAAGCUUUUAUCAGGAGAAAUUAGGUUUAGUAACAACGGAGACAGUAGUUUUGAUUCACUACGCCUGGUCAGCGAAGUCUGUUUUGGAUCAGAUAAAGAAGUUCAGCGGCCAAGAUGUGUGUAUGCAAGCUGUUAUAUCUGAUAGGAAGAGCUCACGUGUUGCAGCCGCCCCUGGUCGCUUAGCCUCCAAAUGGAAGUACUUCUACAACAUGUACAUCUUCGGAUAAGAAGUGUGCAUGCAAGGUUAGCCUCUAAAUGGAACCUCUUUUACAAAAUGUAAAACUUCGGACAAGAAGUGACAUUUAAAUAUUAUUGAAAUAAAGCAUAGCAUAGUUUGAAAAAA